AUGGAUUUGAAAAACAAUUGGGGCGAGUUUGAUGGCGCUUUGACAAAAUGGAAGGGGUUUCAUGACCGAUUUAAGGCUGCUGUGCACGAUAAUGAGCAAGUUGCGCCAGCAUUUAAGUUUACUUAUUUGCAGAAGUCGCUAGUGGGCAAGGCCGCACGUACCUUGGGCGAGUGGCAGUUGACCGAUGAGAAUUAUCAUGAAGCUUGGGAGCGAUUAAAACAGCUGUAUGAUAAGAAAUACCACACGUGCCGUGAGUAUUUGCGUCAAUUUUAUAGAUUGCCUUUUUUGGAGCGUGCAUCUUCGGAUGCACUUCAGCGUAUGGCGAAUGUCACCCAUGAGACAUUACGCCAGUUGCGGGCACAGGGGUUGCCGGUUGAGCAUUGGGAUAUGAUUGUUGUGCAUAAUUUACAUGAGCGCCUAGAUGAAGAAACUGGCAAAGCAUGGGAACUUCAGCGGCAAUCCGAAACGCCAACAGCAGCUGAAAUACUCACGUUCCUAGAUAAGCAGGCUGCCGCUUCCUCACAUCAAGCGGAUAAUCGUCGUGCACGAGAGGCUAGUGCAGCUUCGACGACAACACGUGCUAGCCAAAUUAAGAGGGCUCACCAAGGGGCUAGCAAUGGAGCGAGUACGACCAGAGCUAGCAUUGGGCAGAAGAGCAACGAGCGAGAGAAGAAAACAUAUCCGUGCCAUCUAUGUAAAGGAGAUCAUGGGCUCUACAAAUGCCCAGAUUUCUUGAGCUUGAAUUUGCGGUCACGCAAGGCAUACGUAGAGCGGCAUAAGUUAUGUCCAAAUUGUUUUAAGCAGGGGCAUGCUGCAAAGGAUUGUUACUCAGGACCUUGCAAUCGCUGUCCGGGUAAAAUUCUUCAUAAUAGCGUUUUGUGCCCAACCAGGGAAGUCAACAAACAUUUGAUGCUGGUGCAGGACAAAGGUAAUCCUAACAGAGCUAGUAGCCCAUCAAAGUCGGUAGUGAAACGCAAACCGGAGAAUGGCAACAUGACGUUCUGA
Rhagoletis pomonella (apple maggot) is the source of this 1005-nucleotide messenger RNA. RefSeq lists its product as uncharacterized. The record is from RefSeq and is a predicted model, not a curated record. Gene Ontology annotation, molecular function: nucleic acid binding; zinc ion binding. The transcript has a single exon. NCBI's taxonomy places the organism in Eukaryota, Metazoa, Arthropoda, Insecta, Diptera, Tephritidae. Bases 1 to 1005 code for a protein of 334 amino acids.